Molecule: messenger RNA, 402 nt
Organism: Delphinapterus leucas (beluga whale)
Lineage: Eukaryota; Metazoa; Chordata; Mammalia; Artiodactyla; Monodontidae
Gene: MLANA
Product: melan-A
Cellular component (GO): endoplasmic reticulum membrane; melanosome; trans-Golgi network
Source: RefSeq, a predicted model, not a curated record
AGUGGAUCCCAUCCAGGCAGGUGACCUGAGGCCUGACCCCACAAGAUGCCAAGAAAAGAGGCUCACUACAUCUAUGGUUCCCCCAAGAAGGGGCACGGCCAUUCCUACAUCACAGCUGAAGAGGCUGCAGGGAUUGGCAUCCUGACAGUGAUCCUGGGAAUUUUACUGCUCAUCACCUGCUGGUACUGUAGAAGACGAAGUGGAUACAGAAGCUUGAAGGACAAAAGCAUUCAUGCUGGUACUCAAAGUACCUUAACAGGAAGAUGUUCAUGUGAGGGGCUUGGUUACCAGGACGCCAAACUGCCUUUUCAAGAGAACAAUUGUGAACCUGUGGUUCCCAACGCUCCACCUGCCUAUGAGAAACUCUCCACAGAACAGUCACCACCACCUUACUCUCCGUGA